Molecule: messenger RNA, 1744 nt
Organism: Lathyrus oleraceus (garden pea)
Lineage: Eukaryota; Viridiplantae; Streptophyta; Magnoliopsida; Fabales; Fabaceae
Exons: 9
Coding region: 281-1285 (334 amino acids)
Cellular component (GO): membrane
Source: RefSeq, a predicted model, not a curated record
ACUUCGAUCAAUCAUUUUCAUAAUGUCAUAGUACCAACAAAGAAAAUAUAUUUUAAAAUGACACUUUUCUUUCCUUUCAUGAUUAUUUUAAAUAUUUUGACAACAGAUUUUUCUUCCACAGUGACAUAUUCAUGAGACUGAUGACAAACCUGUAACCGCUUCAUUCAACAAAACCCAUUCUAUUUUAUUUUCUUUUUUUCAUUUAAUUUACUUUCCCAAAACAGAAAUAUUCCGAACGCGCCUUUUCCAGUUUCUUCAUCGCUCACAUUCCUCCUUACCGAUGAUGCAAUUGAGCGAUACAACCGAUUCAACCACCCUCGGUUAUUGGUUAAAUUGGAGGGUUUAUUUGUGUGUAUUUUCUGUUUUGCUGUGUAUGGUUCUUGCAUCUUUUACAAUAUGGAAGCGCGAAAGUUCAAGGAACCUCACAUUUGACAAACGAGAAAACCAGCAAGAUAGGGAUUUGUGUGGCGAUGAAGCGUGGAAGCCAUGCCUUAAAAGCAUUCAUCCUGCUUGUUUGCUAGCUUUUCGAGUUGUUUCGUUCGCUUCUCUUCUGGCGUCGCUAAUUGCCAAACUCCAUGUUACCCGCGGCGUAACAUUUUACUAUUACACUCAGUGGACCUUCACUCUGGUUACGAUUUAUUUUGGGUGUGGAUCUAUGCUAUCAGUUUAUGGGUGUUAUAUGUAUAGAAAAUCAACAGAGACCACCUUUAAUGAGGAUGUUACUAGAAUAGAUGAAGAGCAAGGUCCAUAUUUGCCUCUCUUAUACCAGGAUGCCACAAAUGUAUCUAGAACGGAACCCCUAGCGAAUACUAACAUUAACAUACAAAAGAAUCAACAUGCACCCAUUUGGAGUUACAUUUUUCAUAUUUUAUUCCAGAUUAGUGCAGGAGCCGUCAUGCUUACGGAUUGCGUUUAUUGGCUCAUUAUUUUUCCAUUCCUUACCCUGAGAGAUUAUGAUUUAAACUUUAUGACAGUGAACAUGCAUACAGUAAAUUUUGUUUUGCUCUUUGGUGAUGCAGCUUUAAAUUGCCUGCGAAUACCUUGGUCUGGGAUGUCUUUCUUUGUGUUAUGGACAGGUGUUUAUGUAAUUGUUCAGUGGAUAAUUCAUGCUUGCGUCUCAAUUUGGUGGCCUUACCCAUUUCUUGAUUUGUCAUCACCUUAUGCACCCUUGUGGUACUUGUUGCUGGCAUUAAUGCAUAUUCCAUGUUAUGGCUUCUUUAUGCUGGUUCUAGAAAUGAAACAUUAUUUCUUAUCCAAAUGGUUCCCAUCCUCUUAUCAGUGCUAAAGGUUGAGUGGUAUCCUAGUCGGAUUCGAUGUUAUGCAGUGAAGCCUGUCAAAACUGGAUUCACUCUCGACUGUUAAAUAGUUGAAAUCGGGUCUGAUAUCGGAUAAUCAGAAUACUCAUCUGCCUAUGAGUCACAACUCAUAACUGUGUAUUCUAGUUAUUACUAAAAUCUCUUGCUAAAACAGUUUUAGCAAGAGAUGUCAUGCUAAAAAUUACAAAUGUACAAUUAAAAAAGCUUUUAGAAAAUAGUUUACUUAAAGAUAGUUGAGACAUCUCUGUAUCCUUACCCAUUUAACAUUUUGGGAUGUUAAUGUGGCUUAACAGAAGAUCAUGUAAAGUUGUAUAGCAUUGUAAUCUUGGUUUCCUUUUAAUAGACUAAAAGAAAAAAAAUUAUUUGGUCACAACAAAGUAUUUAGUGGAGUUUAUUUUAUGUCAUAGUUAAUCAUUCCUCUUAUCAUC